AUGCGCCGUGCUGUCCAGGUCAAUAGCAAAACCGUUGAUGGAGUGAAGGAGACAGUCGAUAACACUGCUGGCGGUGCUGUUGAGAAGGUUAAGAACACCGCUGAUGGCGCUGUUGAGAAAGUCAAGGACACUGCCAAUGGUGCUGUCGAGACAGUAAAGAACACCGCUGAUGGCGCUGUUGAGAAAGUCAAGGAAACUAACACUGCUGGUAGUGCUGUUGAGAAAGUCAAGAACACCGCUGAUGGCGCUGUUGAGAAAGUCAAGAACACUGCUAAUGGUGCUGUCGAGACAGUAAAGAACACCGCUGAUGGCGCUGUUGAGAAAGUCAAGGAGACUGUUGGCAAUGUUGCAGAUGUAGACGUUGAAGUUUUGAAGCGUGACAUCUCUGUCGAUGAGACUGUCACGACGAUCAAGGAUGCUGCUAAUGAGGCUGGCUCCAAGGUCAAGGACGCGGUUGACCCCACUGUCACUGCUUAUGAGAACCCCACUGCUGAGGGUGUGAACACUCCAACUUUGAGACCUCGCCGUCAAUACUUUGUUGCAGGACAUGGUCACCGUCAUCAGCGCCAUCACCGCAUCCUUUAA
Lobosporangium transversale is the source of this 585-nucleotide messenger RNA. RefSeq lists its product as hypothetical. Lineage: Eukaryota; Fungi; Mortierellomycota; Mortierellomycetes; Mortierellales; Mortierellaceae. The coding region runs from base 1 to 585 and encodes 194 amino acids. The record is from RefSeq and is a predicted model, not a curated record. The transcript is spliced from 2 exons.